AUUUUUCUCUCUGAGACAAAACAAAAACCCUAGAAAAAGAUAAAAUCGGGAUCUAGGGUUCUUCUCUUCAAAACUAAAAAAAAAAAAAUGGCUGAUUCUCCUCGUGGAAGGUAUUCACGCUCUCCUAGUCCUCAGUAUGAAGCACCGUCCAGGUCAAGGUCAAGGUCUCGUUCUAGAUCGAGAUCCUGGUCAAGGCCGCCGAGAGGCAGGCCUGCAGCUAGAUCUAGGUCCAGAAGUCGUGGAAGGGAGGACGAGGUUGUAAACCCUGGAAAUACACUUUAUGUUACAGGCCUAUCUACACGUGUUACUCAAGAGCAGCUUGAAGAACAUUUUUCAAAGGAGGGAAAGGUGGUAAACUGUUUUCUGGUUGUGGAGCCUCGUUCUCGCAUCUCCCGUGGCUUUGCUUUCAUAACGAUGGAUACUCUUGAAGAUGCCAAUCGCUGCAUAAAGCAUCUUAAUCAGUCGGUUCUUGAACAUCGCCAAAUAACUGUUGAGAGGUCACGAAGGAAACGUGCCAGGACUCCAACACCCGGCCAUUACUUAGGCCUGAAAAACACCAGGGACACAGGCUAUCGUGGUGAUAGAGGAGGCAGGUAUCGUGGUGGCUCUGGACGGGAUGACCAUGGAUACCGGAGAUCUCCAAGGAGGUCACCACCACCAUAUAGAGGUGGUCGUGAUUACUCUCCACCUCCAAGGAGGUCCCCACCACCAUAUAGAGGGGGUGGGCGUGAAUAUUCACCACCUCCUAGACGCUCGCCUUAUCAUGGUGGCAGAUCAAGGAGGGAGCGAACAAGGUCUCCUCCAUAUUCUCCUCCUUACAGAAGUCCUGAGAGACACUAUACUCGUCGCUAGGCUAGUUUUUUCUCAGGUGCUGCUGAAUGCUGAGCCAAAAAUAUGUUAUGAGAGUGGAGUUGUUAAAUUGGUAGAUGUUUGUCUUUGUUUCUGUAAGACGGUGAAUUCGGCAGAUAUUCAUGUUUAACCUAUUGUGAACUAUACAUUGUCAAUGAAGUCAUAUGUUAAGGAUUUUA
Messenger RNA from Erigeron canadensis, 1028 nucleotides. RefSeq names its product serine/arginine-rich splicing factor SR45a. NCBI's taxonomy places the organism in Eukaryota, Viridiplantae, Streptophyta, Magnoliopsida, Asterales, Asteraceae. The record is from RefSeq and is a predicted model, not a curated record. Gene Ontology annotation, cellular component: spliceosomal complex. Gene Ontology annotation, molecular function: RNA binding. Bases 88 to 852 code for a protein of 254 amino acids. Gene Ontology annotation, biological process: positive regulation of mRNA splicing, via spliceosome. The transcript is spliced from 7 exons.